AAGCGGCGAAGCAAGAUGUCGGUGCUGGAAGGUCCGCUAAACGUGCUCGGCCAGAGAAGCACUGGCGAGUCAGUCCGCACUCAAAAUGUCAUGGCAGCGGCCUCGAUCGCAAACAUAGUGAAAAGCUCCCUCGGUCCUGUUGGCCUGGAUAAGAUGUUGGUGGACGACAUUGGAGAUGUUACCAUCACCAAUGAUGGAGCCACGAUCCUGAAGCUCCUGGAGGUUGAACAUCCUGCAGCUAAAGUGUUGUGCGAGCUGGCUGACCUGCAAGACAAAGAGGUUGGAGACGGAACCACGUCAGUGGUGAUCAUUGCUGCAGAGUUGCUGAAGAGUGCAGAUGAACUUGUGAAGCAGAAAAUUCACCCCACGUCUAUAAUCAGUGGAUAUCGCCUGGCUUGCAAGGAAGCGGUGCGGUACAUUAAUGAGAACCUCACCAUUGGCACAGAUGAUCUGGGAAGGGAAUGUCUCGUUAACGCAGCAAAAACCUCAAUGUCCUCCAAAAUUAUUGGAGUUGAUGCAGACUUCUUUGCAAACAUGGUAGUUGAUGCAGCUCUUGCAGUGAAGUUCGUUGACGGGAAGGGCGUGGCUCGCUACCCCAUCAAUUCGGUCAACGUGCUCAAAGCCCACGGACGCAGCCAGAAAGAGAGCUUCUUGGUCAACGGUUACGCGCUCAAUUGCACAGUUGGAUCACAAGGUAUGGUGAAGCGUGUGACCAAUGCCAAGGUGGCGUGUCUGGAUUUCAGCCUGCAGAAGACCAAGAUGAAGAUGGGGGUCCAAGUGGUCAUCAGUGACCCUGAGAAACUGGACCAGAUCAGACAGAGGGAGUCUGACAUCACAAAGGAGCGCAUUCAGAAGAUCCUUGCCUCAGGUGCAAAUGUCAUCCUGACCACUGGGGGCAUCGAUGACAUGUGCCUGAAGUACUUUGUGGAUGCAGGGGCCAUGGCUGUUCGCAGGGUCCUGAAGAGGGACCUCAAACGCAUCGCCAAGGCAACAGGAGCCACCGUUUGUCCAUCCUUGUCUAACCUGGAGGGAGAGGAGACGUUUGAGGCUACCAUGCUGGGCCAGGCAGAGGAGGUUGUACAGGAAAGAGUGUGUGACGAUGAGCUCAUCCUCAUCAAGAACACUAAGGCCCGCACAUCUGCCUCCAUCAUCCUGCGUGGGGCCAACGACUUCAUGUGUGACGAGAUGGAGCGCUCUCUGCACGACGCGCUCUGUGUGGUCAAGAGAGUGCUGGAGUCCAAGUCUGUCGUGCCAGGGGGAGGCGCUGUUGAGGCAGCUCUUUCCAUUUACCUGGAGAACUAUGCCACCAGCAUGGGUUCCCGCGAACAGCUGGCCAUUGCUGAGUUUGCCCGCUCUCUGCUAAUCAUCCCCAAGACCCUGGCUGUGAAUGCCGCCCAGGACUCCACUGACCUGGUGGCUAAGCUGAGAGCUUUCCACAAUGAAGCCCAGGUCAACCCAGAGCGCAAGAACCUCAAAUGGAUCGGUCUGGAUCUGGUCAACGGGAAGCCCAGAGACAACAAGCAAGCUGGAGUGUACGAGCCAACCAUGGUGAAGACCAAGAGCCUGAAGUUUGCCACCGAGGCAGCCAUCACCAUCCUCCGAAUCGAUGACCUCAUCAAGCUGUUCCCAGAACAGAAGGAAGGGGGGCCAUCAUACCAGGAUGCAGUGGAGUCUGGAUCUCUUGAAGGCUGAACACUUCCAGCAGCCUCAGAGAUUGUCCUAGUGUUUUCUUACCUGUAUUUAUACAAGCAUUUACUGUACUGUUUGACAGGAUGUAGGCUGUGCACUUCACUUCUCUUGCUUCCACAGGCAAGCUGUAGCUGUUGGAACUGUAACGUUUUGGACGUUGGAAUAAAGAUUGUAGAGGCCCCCAUUAAUUGUGUUGAUGCUCACUUAAUAUCAAAACAGUCCUUUACUGUCAGAGUACGACAAUUGCAGUGAACCUGUUAAUCACCCUGUUACUGUUCUCAGUUUUGCACCAGAUGAAUCCAACAAAAUCUGA
Molecule: messenger RNA, 2002 nt
Organism: Megalops cyprinoides (Indo-Pacific tarpon)
Lineage: Eukaryota; Metazoa; Chordata; Actinopteri; Elopiformes; Megalopidae
Gene: tcp1
Product: t-complex 1
Exons: 12
Coding region: 16-1692 (558 amino acids)
Biological process (GO): protein folding
Cellular component (GO): chaperonin-containing T-complex
Molecular function (GO): ATP binding; ATP-dependent protein folding chaperone; ATP hydrolysis activity
Source: RefSeq, a predicted model, not a curated record